AUGAGUUCGAUUCCAGAGGAUCUUUUGGCAAUCAUACUCUCAAAAUUAUCUAUAAAGAUUUUCACAACCUUCAAACUUGUUUGCAAGCAAUGGGAAUCGAUCUUGGAGUCUCCAUAUUUCCGUGACGUGUUUAGGUCAACGCACCAAAACUCACAUACGCCACCAUCAUGGUCGCUCAUGUCUUGGGAUUAUGGAAAAGAACUCGUAGCUUACAAUGGACUCAACACUUGGGGGCUUGAACGUUCUCUAGGCUCUUACAUCUCUUCAUUCCUAACCAAGAAGUUUGGUAGCAAAAGAAACGAUUACAGAGUCUGGUCUUACGCUGAAGUUGGAUUGAUAUUGACCAGUGGAGUCCUUAACCAAACUUUGUACGUGGCUAAUCCAAUUACACAUGAAUGCGUACAACUACCUUCUCAUGCUAGUAAGUACUUCUCAUGGCCCAUGGGAAUCGCCACAAGAAUUGAUGACAAGGGAGUCUUUUUGGACUACAAAGUUGUUCUCUACUACAACAAAGACAACUUGUUGAUAUAUUCAUCUCAGACAGGCUUGUGGAGUUACUACAAUAUUGUCUAUUCUUAUAUAUCCUCUUUGUUUGUAAAAUUAACCUUCGUCUUGCACGAGAGUCUUCACUUGGUUGCCCGCGAUAGCGAGGGUAAAGGUGUUAUUGUAUCCUUUAAUCUCUACGCCACUAGUACUGACACUAUCCAGGGCCGCACUACGCGUUUCCCUGAUUCAGGAAAAAAUACAAGAUUCGAUAGAUCUUGCUCAACUUGUCAAGGAUCGCUCGUGUAUAUGAACGUAGUCCCUGUAACCAAAGUUGAUGGAACACUAGAGGAUAAGUUAUGUGUAUGGAGGCUAAAGAGUUGGGAAUGGCAACUAGUAUCUGAAAUCGCUUGGGAUUUCAUUGACACUUACCGUUCGCAUUAUUUUUAUUUAGGAAUAAACCCUUUUGAUGCUAAUAUAGUCUACUUUGAAAGCAACAUGCAACAAAGUUUGCUUUCUGUUAACUUACACAAAGGAGAGUUUGUGCUACAGAGUAAGUUGGAACAUAGUGAUCAACCAACACAGUUUGAAAAUUUGCUUCGUUCGGUCGUUUUCCCACAAUGGCUGCAUAGAAUUCCCAAUACGGUGAGAAUUGUUUAG
Capsella rubella is the source of this 1143-nucleotide messenger RNA. RefSeq names its product putative F-box protein At3g28280. NCBI's taxonomy places the organism in Eukaryota, Viridiplantae, Streptophyta, Magnoliopsida, Brassicales, Brassicaceae. The record is from RefSeq and is a predicted model, not a curated record. The coding region runs from base 1 to 1143 and encodes 380 amino acids. Gene Ontology annotation, molecular function: protein binding. The transcript has a single exon.